GGACUCGCAGGGAAACUGUUCCAUCUCUCCAUUUGGCCUCCUAGCAAUCUUCAACCAUAAGAGAAAGGAACCCUAAUCUUCUAACCUUCUAGGUCAUGGCUUACACUGCAGCUCUGAUGCUUGCAGCAACGCCUAUACGCUUUGAUAAGUUAUAUGGUAUAAAGGUACGUAGUGAUGCUACCAAAUCUUCGUUAAACUGCUCUGCUUCUUCGUUUUCUUCAACUGAGACUGCCACAGAACAGAAUAUACAAAAAUUUAGUUAUAGCAGAGCUUCCCCAACGGUGAGAUGGCCACACUUGAAACUCACAGAGAAUGACACGGCUCCUCAGACCCAAUCCACCAACACUCUUACUCCUUCCAUGGAAGCCGUCCAAGCUGUUGACGGAGUUGAGAAAUCCUUGCCCCUUGAUUAUUUGGGCUUAGGAGAGGAAAGCCAAACCUUCGAUUCUGCUGAUUCUACUGAUGAAGCCCUUGAAGUGCUGGGAAAGCCCAGCAGGACUAGAGCCAAGAAAAUGACCAAAUUGGCAUUGAAGAGGGCCAAAGAUUGGAGGCAGAGAGUCCAGUUUUUGACGGAUGAGAUUUUGCGGUUGCAACCGGAGGAAUUUGUUGCAGAUGUGUUGGAUAAACGGAGUGUCCAGAUGACUCCCACUGAUUUCUGCUUCUUAGUGAAAUGGGUUGGGCAGUCAAAUUGGCACAGGGCGUUGGAGGUUUACGAAUGGUUGAACCUUCAGCAUUGGUAUUCCCCGAAUGCGCGGAUGCUAGCCACAAUCUUGGCUGUGCUUGGGAAAGCCAAUCAAGAAGCCCUGGCUGUAGAGAUCUUCACCAGGGCAGAGCCUGCUAUGGGGAACACUGUCCAAGUGUACAAUGCCAUGAUGGGUGUAUAUGCCCGGAAUGGUCGGUUUUCAAAGGUCCAAGAGCUGCUUGACUUGAUGCGAGAUCGAGGGUGUGAACCAGACCUUGUGAGCUUUAAUACUCUGAUUAAUGCCAGGGCAAAAUCUGGUUCAAUGCCUUCAGGUUCCACUAUUGAACUCCUCAAUGAGGUGAGGAGAUCAGGUCUGCGACCAGAUGUAAUCACUUACAAUACUCUCAUCAGUGCUUGUUCUCGUGGGUCCACUUUGGAGGAGGCAUUGGAGAUUUAUGAGGAUAUGGAGUCCCACAAAUGCCAGCCUGAUAUCUGGACUUACAAUGCCAUGAUCUCGGUUUAUGGUCAAUGUGGGAUGGCAAUGGAGGCUGAGAGGCUUUAUAAGGAAUUGGGGUCCAAAGGAUUUUUUCCAGAUGUAGUCACUUACAAUGCUCUGUUAUAUGCAUUUGCAAGAGAGGGGAAUGUUGUCAAGGUGAAAGAGAUUUGCGAGGAGAUGGUAGAAGCAGGGUUUGGGAGAGAUGAGAUGACAUAUAACACCAUCAUCCAUAUGUAUGGGAAGCAGGGCCAGCAUGAUCUGGCACUGCAGACAUACAGAGAUAUGAAAUCGUUAGGAUGCAACCCUGAUGCAGUUACCUAUACAGUUCUGAUCAAUUCACUAGGGAAAGCAGACAAGAUAACUGAAGCUGCAAAGGUAAUGUCAGAGAUGUUGGCUGCAGGUGUGAAGCCCACUUUACGGACAUUCAGUGCUUUGAUUUGUGGUUAUGCUAAGGCUGGUAUGCGAGUUGAGGCUGAAGCGACGUUUCAUUGCAUGCUGAGGUCUGGGAUUAAGCCAGACCAUCUCGCAUAUUCUGUCAUGCUGGAUAUCUUUUUGAGAUCUAAUGAUACGAGAAAAGCAAUGGGUUUGUACCAAGAGAUGGUUCAUUAUGAUUUCAGACCAGAAGACGACCUCUACCAAGCCAUGCUUAGCUUGCUCAUGAAGGAGAAAAGAGAGGAAGAUGUGGAAAGAGUGAUGAAGGAUAUGGAACUUUGCGGUAUGAGCCCAGAAAUCAUUUGUUCUCAUCUUGUCAAAGGGGAAUGCUAUGAUGAUGCUGCUAAGAUGUUGAAAUUGGCUGCUACUCAAGGCCAUGAACCUGACAGUGAGAACUUGUUGUCCAUUCUCAGUUCAUAUAGUUCCUCUGGCAGGCACACAGAAGCACAUGCAUUGCUUGAUUUUUUAAGGGAGCAUGCAUCCGGAUCCCAUAAUUCAUUAACUGAGGCUCGGAUCAUCUUGUUUUGCAAGGAUCAUAAACUGGAUGCUGCUAUGGAGGAAUAUAGGAAAACAAAAGAGAUUGGUGUUUUUAACUGGAGUUGCACUGUAUAUGGGUCUCUGAUUCAUUGCUGUGAAGAGGCAGGAUUGCUCGCCGAAUGUUCUCAGUUGUAUUCUGACAUGAAAUUCUGUGGUGUGGAACCAUCACAUAAGAUCUUCAGAAGUUUAGUGACCAUUUAUUGUAAACUUGGUUUUCCUGAAACGGCUCACUAUUUGGUUGAUCUGGCAGAAAGUUUGGGCUUCUUCUUUGAUGAUUUUUCUGUUUAUGUUGACUUAAUUGAGGUAUAUGGGAAGUUGAAGUUAUUGCAGAGGGCAGAGAGCUUGGUAGAGCAACUUAGACUACACCACUCCAUGGUUAACCGGAAGGUCUGGAAUGCUCUAAUACAUGCAUAUGCAGCCAAUGGUUGCUAUGAGCAAGCAAGGGCUGUAUUUAAUAUAAUGAUCAGAGAUUGUCCAUCCCCAACUGUAGAUUCCAUUAAUGGUCUCUUACAAGCUCUGAUUAUUGAUGGGAGGUUAGAUGAGCUUUAUGUGGUCAUCCAGGAGUUGCAGGAUAUGGAUUUUAAGAUUAGCAAAAGUUCCAUCCUUUUGAUGCUUGAUGCCUUUGCAAGAGCAGGAAACAUAUUCGAGGUCAAAAAGAUAUACCAUGGAAUGAAGGCUGCUGGAUACUUUCCCACCAUGCAUCUUUAUAGAAGUAUGAUUGGGUUGUUUUCCCGAGGAAAACGAGUGAGAGAUAUUGAAUCCUUGGUUUCUGAGAUGGAGGAAGCUGGAUUUAAGCCUGAUCUUCAGAUUUUCAAUUCAUUACUCAAAUUAUACACUACAAUUGAGGACUUCAGGAAGACAGCUGAGGUUUACCAACAAAUGCAAGCUUCGGGACUUAAGCCAGAUGCUGAUACUUACAAUACUUUAAUUUUGAUGUACUGCAGAGAUCGUAGACCAGAAGAAGGAUUAUCUUUGUUGCAUGAAAUGAAAAAACACGGUAUGGAUCCAAAAUUGGACACCUUCAAAAGUCUGAUUUCGGCAUGUGGUAAGCAGCAACUAUGGGAACAAGCUGAAGAGCUUUUUGAGUGGUUGCGGCUAAAAGGAUUGAAAUUGGAUCGCUCUUUCUACCAUAUAAUGAUGAAAAUUUAUAGGAAUUCUGGUAGCCAUUCAAAAGCUGAAAAUGUUCUGGUUAUGAUGAAGGAGGCAGGUUUGGAGCCUACCAUUGCCACAAUGCACUUGCUUAUGGUCUCAUAUGGUAGUGCGGGACAACCCAUGGAGGCUGAAAAGGUGCUCAAUAAUUUGAAAACUUCUGGUCUAAAUCUCAGUACACUACCAUAUAGCUCUGUUAUUGAUGCAUAUCUUAAAAAUCGAGAGUACGAUUUGGGAAUUGAGAAGCUCUUGGAGAUGAGGAAAGAUGGCAUGGAGCCAGACCACAGGAUAUGGACUUGUUUUAUCAGGGCAGCAAGUUUGUCGCAGAUCACAAGUGAAGCCAUGAUCCUCCUAAACUCACUUCGAGAUACAGGAUUUGAUCUUCCUAUCAGGCUUCUGACAGAAAAAGCUGAGUCACUUGUUGCAGAGGUCGACCAUUUUCUUGAACAAUUAGUACCUGUGGAGGAUAAUGCAGCCUUUAACUUUGUCAAUGCUUUAGAGGACCUGCUGUGGGCAUUAGAGCGCCGGGCCACUGCUUCAUGGCUGUUCCAACUUGCAAUCAAGAGACAUGUUUAUCACCAUGAUAUCUUCAGGGUAUCGGAGAAGGACUGGGGUGCCGAUUUUAGAAAGCUAUCCCCUGGUGCAGCCCUUGUUGGUCUUACUUUAUGGUUGGACCAUAUGCAGGAUGCAUCCUUGCAGGGCUCACCUGAGUCUUCAAAAUCAGUUGUCUUGAUAACUGGGACUGCAGAAUACAAUAUGGUUUCUCUCAAUAAGACACUGAAGGCAUACCUCUGGGAGAUGGGGUCCCCUUUCCUGCCCUGUAAAACACGUACUGGGCUACUUGUAGCAAAAGGCCAUUCCCUAAGGAUGUGGUUGAAGGACUCCCCGUUUUGCUUGGACCUUGAGUUGAAGGAUGCCCCAUCCCUCCCUGAGUCAAAUUCAAUGCAACUCAGUGAAGGAUGUUUCAUGAGAAGCUGCCUUAUACCUGUUUUUAAUGAGAUACACGAGCGACUGGGAAAAGUGCGACCAAAGAAAUUUGCAAGAUUAGCUUUACUGUCAGAUGAAAAGAGAGAUAAAGUUAUUCGAGCUGAUUUACAAGGCAGGAAAGAAAAACUGGAAAAGCUGAAGAAAAGGGGUGGGUUUGUGAGACCUUCGAAGAAAAUGAGGUUCGGAAAGAGAAAAUUUAUCAGAAAAGUGGUGCAUCCAGACCAUAAUAGUGUUAUAUUAGACGAACAGGUACUGAGAUAAAUCAACUAAUUG
Messenger RNA from Telopea speciosissima, 4556 nucleotides. RefSeq names its product pentatricopeptide repeat-containing protein At3g18110, chloroplastic. Gene Ontology annotation, molecular function: protein binding. The record is from RefSeq and is a predicted model, not a curated record. The coding region runs from base 96 to 4544 and encodes 1482 amino acids. Lineage: Eukaryota; Viridiplantae; Streptophyta; Magnoliopsida; Proteales; Proteaceae. The transcript has 4 exons.